Molecule: messenger RNA, 6598 nt
Organism: Cynoglossus semilaevis (tongue sole)
Lineage: Eukaryota; Metazoa; Chordata; Actinopteri; Pleuronectiformes; Cynoglossidae
Gene: kif13a
Product: kinesin family member 13A
Exons: 39
Coding region: 419-6145 (1908 amino acids)
Biological process (GO): microtubule-based movement
Molecular function (GO): ATP binding; microtubule motor activity; microtubule binding
Source: RefSeq, a predicted model, not a curated record
UUCCAUCUCCUCUCUCUUCCUCCCUCUCAGACUCACUUUUCCUCUGUCUCUUACUCCCUCCCUCUCCCCCUUCCCUCCCCUCUCUCUCUCCCUCUCUCUCCAAGCCUCACUCUCUCCCUGUGAGCCUGAGGAUGGCAGUCGUGCUCCCAGUGGAAGAUGGCGGUGCUGGAGAUGCUGCCCGCUGACUAUGGAGCCGGAGACUGGAUUAUAAUUUUCAGCAAACUGUGGCUGGAUGUACAGAUGAAAAAUGGACACGUCUCCGUCUGUUCCCCCGGAGCUCUGGACUCUGUUGGAACGGUUUAAGUAGAGUCUACUGUCCGUGUUUUAGCUCGACAGAAGCGCAGUGCUGUCGUCGGGGGUUCGGAGCGAAAGCUCGGCGCACACAGGCAGACAGGGUGGGAGUGAAAAGUGGACAAAAAUGUCGGAUACAAAGGUAAAAGUUGCGGUGAGAGUCCGGCCCAUGAACCGCAGGGAAAUGGAACUGAACACAAAAUGUGUCGUGGACAUGGAGGACAACCAGACUGUCCUGCACCCUCCAGCCUCCGGUGCAAAAGGAGAGAACAGGAAGCAACCCAAGGUGUUCGCUUUUGACCACUGUUUUUGGUCCAUGGAUGAGUCCAAUCUUCCUAAAUAUGCCGGUCAAGAGGUGGUGUUCAAGUGCCUUGGUGAGGGAAUACUUGAAAAUGCAUUCCAGGGAUAUAACGCCUGUAUAUUUGCCUACGGACAAACAGGUUCAGGCAAGUCCUUUUCCAUGAUGGGGAAUGGUGAUAAUCCAGGUUUAAUCCCUCGACUCUGUUGUUCGCUGUUUGAGAGGGUCCACAGGGAGAACAAUGAGUCCCACUCCUUUAAGGUGGAAGUGUCAUAUAUGGAGAUCUACAAUGAGAAGGUCCGUGACCUACUAGAUCCCAAAGGGAGCCGACAAUCACUGAAAGUACGAGAACACAAAGUCCUGGGUCCAUACGUGGACGGCCUGUCUCAGCUGGCUGUGACCAGCUUCGAGGACAUUGAGGUUUUAAUGUGUGAGGGAAACAAGUCCCGAACAGUCGCAGCCACCAACAUGAACGAGGAGAGCAGUCGGUCACAUGCUGUCUUCAGCAUCAUUGUCACACAAACACUUUAUGAUCUACAAUCUGGGAAUUCAGGGGAGAAAGUGAGCAAGAUGAGUCUGGUGGACCUGGCAGGAAGUGAGCGGGUUUCUAAAACUGGUGCUGCUGGAGAGAGACUCAAAGAGGGCAGCAACAUCAACAAAUCUCUCACCACAUUAGGUUGUGUGAUUUCUGCUCUGGCCGAUCAGUCGGCAGGAAAAGGAAAAGCCAAGUUUGUUCCUUACAGAGACUCAGUCCUCACCUGGCUACUAAAGGACAACCUUGGUGGUAACAGUAAGACAGCCAUGAUCGCUACGGUGAGUCCAGCAGCAGACAACUACGAGGAGACUCUGUCCACGCUUCGCUACGCAGACAGGGCCAAACGAAUAGUCAACCAUGCUGUGGUGAAUGAAGACCCUAACGCUAGGAUCAUCAGAGAGUUGAGGGAGGAGGUGGAGAAGCUCAAGGUUCAGCUGUCUCAGGCUGAGUCUUUGAAGGCUCCUGAACUUAAGGAGAAACUGCAGGAGUCUGAGAAACUCAUCCUGGAGAUGACAGUCACCUGGGAGGAGAAGCUGAGGAAGACAGAGGAGAUUGCCACUGAGCGUCAGAAGCAGCUGGAGAGCAUGGGCAUCUCCUUAGAAACAUCUGGGAUUAAAGUGGGUGAAGACAAGUGUUUUCUUGUCAACCUGAACGCUGACCCUGCCUUAAAUGAGCUUCUGGUCUACUACCUAAAGGAGCACACUCGUGUUGGUGCAGACACGUCCCAGGACAUCCAGCUCUUUGGGAUUGGGAUCCAGGCAGAGCAUUGUGUCCUGGAACUCUGUCCAGACGGUGAUGUCACUCUGACGCCCAUGGGCAAUGCCAGGACCUGUGUGAACGGAGCCAUGAUUGACACGCUGGUGCACCUGUGGCACGGAGACCGGAUCUUAUGGGGCAACAACCAUUUCUUUAGGAUCAAUUUGCCCAAGAGAAAACGGCGGGACCGUUUGAGAGAUCUGGAGAGAGCUUCUCCCAGGGAGAGCUUCAUCGAGGCAGAUGUGGAGACGGCCAGCGAGGCGUCGUCUGAGCAGGACUACAGCUACGAGUUUGCCCAGAUGGAGGUCAUAAUGAAGACUCUAGGGAACGAUCCCAUGCAGAAUGUGGUCCAGGUGCUGGAGAAGCAGUACCUGGAAGAGAAGCGAACUGCACUGGAGGAGCAGAGGAUGAUGUAUGAGCGAGAGCUGGAGUCCCUCAGGCAACAGUUGUCUCCUGAGAAAGCAUCGCAGCACCAUCGCACCAGCAGCAGCGUCAGCGAACGCCUGACCUUCCAGACGCACACGCCACACGGCAAACUGCGACUCUGGACGGAUGAUCGUGAUGUGCUUUUUCGUCAGAGUCUUUCUCGGCUCAGGGAGCAGGUCGUCAAAGCCAACACCUUGGUGCGAGAAGCCAACUUUCUGGCGGAAGAGAUGAACAAACUGACCGACUAUCAGGUCACUCUUCAGAUUCCCACAGCCAAUCUCAGUGCCAACCACAAGCGUGGAAUGAUAGUGAGCGAGCCAGCCAUCCAGGUGCGGAGGAAAGGUAAAGGGACUCAGGUGUGGACAAUCGAGAAGUUGGAGAACAAGCUGGUGGACAUGAGGGACCAUUACAGGGACUGGAAGGAAGGAACUGAGGAGACGCAUAACAAAGGAAACAGUAAACCAUGUGAUCCCUUCUAUGAGGCACAAGAGAACCACAACCUGAUAGGAGUGGCUAACAUUUUCCUGGAGUGCCUUUUCCAUGACGUUAAACUGCAGUACGCCGUUCCCAUCAUCAGCCAACAGGGGGAGGUAGCAGGCAGGCUACACGUAGAGCUGAUGAGAGUCAGUGGUGUUGUGCCUGAACGGCUUUGUGGGGGAGAUGACUCUUCAGAAAACUCCAGUGAGAGCAGCUGUUUGGAAGUCAUGGACACCAACGGGGAGAUCGUCCACAUGGCCAAGAGACUCACCUGCAGGGUGCGGAUCCGGGAGGCCACCGGUCUACCUCUCAACCUGUCCAACUUUGUCUUCUGUCAAUACACUUUCUGGGAGCACGGAGAGCCCACUGUGGCGCCCCCUAUGGUCAGCCCUGACAGACCCUGCCCUCGAAGCCCAGAUGCCCAGUUCACUGUCCAGUUUGAUCACUGCAAGGACUAUCCUGUCCAUGUGACAGAUGAGUUCUUAGAAUUCAUAUCAGAUGGAGCGCUGGCCAUAGAGGUUUGGGGUCACCGCUGUGCAGGGAAUGGACGUUCACUCUGGGAGUUGGAUGCACUGGAGGCCAAGACUCAAACACUCAGAGACAGGUGGAGCGAAGUUUCUCGCAGGAUCGAGCUGUGGAUCUCCAUCCAGGAGUUGAACGAGCAGGGAGACUAUUCAUCUGUGGAGCUGCUGUCAGCAAAAGACAGCGGCACAGGAGGAGUCUUCCAGUUACGACAGGGUCACUCACGGAGGCUUCAGGUCUGCAUUAAACCAGUCCAGAACUCGGGGACUCUGCCUCUGCUGGUGGAGGCGAUUCUCUCUGUCUCUAUUGGCUGUGUGUCAGCGCGCUCCACCAAACUCCAGAGACCUCUCGACAGCUACCAGGAAGAAGACCUCAACUGUGUCAGGGAGCGCUGGUCAGAAGCUCUGAUCAAACGCAGAGAGUACCUUGACGAACAAAUCAAGAAAAUCAUCAACAAGCAUGAGAAGUCAGAGGAGGACGUUGAGCGUGAAGCUCGACUGGUGGAGCAGUGGGUCGGACUGACUGAGGAGAGAAAUGCAGUUCUGGUUCCUGCACCUGGAAGUGGAAUCCCUGGAGCUCCUGCGAAUCCACCUGCAGGAAUGGAAGCUCACACUCCAGUGCUUUACUUGGAUUUAAAUGCUGAUAAUCUGACAGUGAACGAACAGCUGACAGGCCCACAUGCUGCAGGAGUGAACUCCAUCCUUCCCAAAGAGCAUGGCAGCCAGUUCUUCUAUCUGCCCAUCAUCAGACACAGUGACGAAGAGGUGUCGGCCGUUUGCUCUUGGGACUCGUCCAUCCACGAUUCUGUGCACCUAAACCGGGUCACAUCUCCACAUGAACGCAUCUACCUGAUCAUCAAAGCCACGGUGCAGCUCAGCCACCCGGCCUCCAUGGAGCUGGUGCUGCGUAAACGCAUCGCCGUCAACAUCUAUAACAAACAGAGUUUCACUCAGAGUUUAAAAAGGAGAAUGUCGCUGAAGAAUUCACAUCACAGCUGUGGUGUGACCUAUGAGAUCGUUUCUAACAUACCAAAGGCUUCAGAGGAGCCGGAGGAGAGGGAGACCUUGGCUCUCAUGGCUGCUCGUGGUGACAGUGAGGAGACUCAGGAUGGAGAAACCUACAUAGAGAAGUACACUCGGGGCGUUUUGGAAGUUGAGAACAUUCUCAGUCUGGAGAGGUUACGGCAGGCUGUGACAGUGAAGGAAGCGCUCAGCACGAAGGGCAAACACCUAAGACGGAGUAUCAGCACACCAAAUGUACAACAUGUAAUGACUUCCUGCAGUAAAACUGACCUGACGGGCUGUGAGGACGACGACUGUAAAGACGGCUGUGACCAGGUGGAUAAUCCCAGCUGUAAUCCCCAGGAUGGUCCACUGUGCACCACACCCAUCAAAAGCAAGGAGAACCAAGGUUUGCCCCCAGAGAGUCCCACUUUUUUCAAUUCCAGCCCUUUCAAGGUGCUUACACCUCAGACUCCUAAGUUUCUCAAGUCUCUGCUUCCUGUCAAAGAGGAAAACAAGGUGAAGAGAUCCUUGGAGUCCAGGCCACUACUGGGACAAGAGGACUCUGAGGACGAGGACACUGACGUGAAUGUGUCUGUGGACAUGGAUCCAGGCUCUCAGGAUUCCAGGAGAUUCCAGCCUUACAUCCCAGAGGAAUUUGCAAACUUCGAGGUGUACAACGCCACCUUGGAGAACCAGGAGGGCUCAGACUUGAAGGGAAGCUCAUGUGGAGGUGGCAGUGGAGAGAGACAAGUGUCCCGAAGCCCCACGACCAGCAGCUGCACCAGUGGCUACGUCUCACACAGUGCCUCCAACGCCACACUUUCUGAUCUGCCUUUCAGUGCCAGUGAGAGCUCAGAUCACAUCAGCUGCCCCCACAGAGACCCUCAGGACCACCACUGCUGCCCUGCUGGACGAGGCUACACCCAAACCAAAAGUGUCUCUGCGGGGACAGACGCGCCACAGUCCCGUCUCUCUCCAGAUGUGGUCCAGGAUCUGCUCAGUCAAACUCAGGGCUCUUUACCCGUCAGUAUUUCUCACUGCGAAGACAAGCCUCAGCCUCACAGCUGCGUCCUCAGCACCAGCCAGGAGUUCACUGACUUUAAAGGCGCUGAUGACACGAUUGGAGAAGGUGAUUUAGAACCUUUUACAGAGAGGUGGGAGCAGGAAAACGUAGAAUCCGGUGACACCGACACUCGACAUCCCUCUGUUGAUUGUGGUAUUAUUAACACAUCUGAACCUCAAGAGUCAGUAAAAAAGUGUAACCAAGACUCUGGGUCGUGUCCCAACACAACUUUAAUUUGCACUGCAGUCAGGGCUCCGCUAAAUGAACCUGACAAAAUCCCAACUCCUUCUCAAGUCCACACCCUCCCUCCUGCAUCAGCUCCACCGACCCCACCCACAUGUGUGUCUACAGUCACAAAAUCCGCUCCCGCUCCCAGAGCAGGAGGAGAACCUCCGAUCCAGGAACCAGCACAGGGAGAUCUGCCCCACGGUAGUCCAUGCCCCAGUCCGAACCCCAGUAGUGCUGAACCCUCGGGGGACUCCAGCGGUGAUGAGAGCACUCCAGUGGCUCAGCUUCCUGACUGGAUGGCCCCCGGAGAACACGUGUGGGUGGGGAAGAGGAGAGGAACCGUCCACUACGUUGGAGGGGUAGAGUUUGCCAAGGGCAUCUGGAUCGGUGUGAAGCUGGACCUGGCAGUGGGUAAGCACAAUGGAACCGUCCAGGGCAGAGUUUACUUCCGCUGCCCUCCAGGUCAUGGAGUGUUCGUCAAGCCAUCACGUCUCACCCGAGGACCCCCCUCUAUGGACAUGGAGCCUCACACUGUGAUCAGAUAGGAACCAGAAAAGGACCUGUUUUGGGGAGUUGAAGCAGAGUCUUGGCCCUCGGACCCUGUGGCUGUGGCUGGACAGCAGGUUGACGUCCGGACGGCUCCACCUUCCAUCUCUCUUUUUAUUCACCACUCAACUCUGUGGCUUCACUGACUUUAAUGCCUUUACUGAAGGGCGAUCCUUACGACUGUUCACUGGGUUUUCUCUAUGCACAUAUUUGACUUUUCUACGCGGUCAUAUUUUGAUACAGAGCAAAAACAUUUGACUAAAGAGUUAAUGUGGAUAACAAUAAAAAAAAGAUAUUUUUAUAAGACAGCUUGUCCUCCCCUGAGGAUCGAGAAGAAGAAUCUAAAAUAUAAAGAUGAAGAAUGUACUACUGUUAAUAAACAUUGAUAUUUACGUAAAUAUGAUUUGUCAGGGGUAACCAAAGAACUACGGUUCCAUAUCUGCUGUUAUGAA